AUGACGCUGGAACGCGACAUUCCAAAGGGCGAAUGGCUAGUUGUCAGUGCUCUGCUUGUCAUGCUUCUAGAAAAAGGCAAGAAGUCGACAGGUUUUACAGAGCACCACCACAGCCGAGAGGCACAGACGGCAGUUUUGUCAGCUCACGAUACCGCCCCGGCUACUUUGCUGCAUGGCUGUGCUGGUGGGCCCCCUCCCCCUCCCCCUUUUCUCCUGCUGCUGCUGCUGCUGCUGCCGGUUGGGGGCUCCCUGAGCAGGCUGGAGCAGAUCAGUCGUGGCUGCAAGACAUGGAAGAGCAGCACACUACGACCGCACGAAGUUUGCUGUGAGGAAUGUCACCCGGGCAACCGGCUGGUCUCGAACUGCGGCGCCAUCCCUGAUACUCUUUGCAUUCCGUGUGAGAACGGAACCUACACACAGAAGCCCAAAGACUACAAGUGCUCCAGGUGCACUCAGUGUGAAGGGGCCCAAGUUCUGGUGAAGAAAUGUACAGCCGCGACCGACACACAGUGCGGAUGUAAGGAAGGCCUGAUGUGUGGCGACGAGCGCUGCUCCUUCUGUCGCAAAAAGUGCGGCAAAGGCGAGGAGCCCACUGAGAAACGUUCUUGCAGAACAUGUCCCAAUGGGACCUUCAAUGACCAAAUGCAUCAGAAGUGUAAACCCUGGAGUAUCAAGUGCGCCAAGCCACACGAAAUGAUUGCGGCCAGGGGCGAUGCCUUCACCGACAUAAAGUGCAUCAAUGUUUCACGCAGCACUCUGAAACGAGCCGAAUCCAACGGCAGCGACUUUGUGUGGCCGCUGGUCUGGUCUGUGUUGCCCAGCGUGUGCCUGUUGGCCUUGAGCAUCGCGCUUAUCGUUGCCGUGUUCUGCCGCAUGAGAAGAAAGAAGGAAAAAGUCCAAAUCACUCCGGUGGUAAGCACAGAUGAUCCCAGGACAUUAAUAGCAAUCGAAUGCAGUUUUCAUGAAGCCCAGGAAGAGCAGGGCAGCAGCUCGGAGUCUUUAGCCUCCAAAACAUCCCGGGACCAACUUGUGGUGUGACUGAAAUGACAUUUCUCCACUUGACGGAAGAAAACAAACUUUGUGUACAGUGUCCCAUCUUUGUUGUACAGUAUGUGCUCUGUCCUUUUAUUGCUUUGUGGGUGGAACAUUUCAGUCAGUCAGACCGGCAAGCAAGCGGUGGUGGCACGGCCUGAGUCCAGGAUGCAAAAAAAUAGGGGAGGAAGGGGAAUCCUGGGGGAAGCUCAAAGUCUCUCACGCAUCUUCCCAAUUACAUUCAAGUUGAAGGCAGCACACCCAAUCAACAGAUGAAUGGCCUGCCUUUGUGUGACGUCUGUUCUUUGUUUGCCUUGAGCAAAGCGGAACCAUUCUGCGGUUGUGAACCGCUGCCUUGGCGCAUUUGAUGAACCUGAUACAGUAUAAAAGGAUACAGGAAAUAGGGCUUCUUAGUGCCCUUUGUUCCGCAUUUCAAUGUGUUUAAUACAGUAACUGCGUGUGUGGGUUGGUGUUUUGGGAACCAUAUUUUGUGCAAGACUCCAGGUGCAAGCUGGGACUCGCUCGCUCGCAUGCCCACAAGUCAAACAUUCAAUGGGAUUGCCUCCAAGCUCAUUGUGGGGAUCUUUAUCUUCAGUUUUUCUGAGAUUCUCAUCAGGAUAAAGCGGGCUACAAGGAUGGAUGGAAGGUUGGAGAUUGCGUUUAAAUGGUGGUAGAUCAUUUAGAUUUAUUGUAAAUGCUGCGCUUGUUUUUAACGCCUCCAGGAAAAUGUGACACACAUCACUGCUGAACGGGUCAGACAAAAUACGGAAACCCCCCCAGCCCCCAUGACAUCAUCCUGUACUUAAAUUGUCGACUGGCAUUUGAGUGGGCACAGAGCUGCAACAUCACAGCAAGGGGAAUUUUCUUUUAGUCAACGUAUCUUAGCGUUGCAUGAAUGUAUUUGUAUUUUUUAUUUUAAGCAGAAAUGGAACAUUCACAAAAUGUCCCGCGUGGGUCACAAAAUCGAACUCUUACACAUACUGUAUGGCAUUCUAUCAACGUAUGUUUGACAUUUACAGAAUUCAUCUUUUACUUUGGUGUGUCAUGAGAUUGAGAAAAUAAAGUAUUCCUUUAAUUGAGUA
Hippocampus comes (tiger tail seahorse) is the source of this 2114-nucleotide messenger RNA. RefSeq names its product tumor necrosis factor receptor superfamily member 5-like. The record is from RefSeq and is a predicted model, not a curated record. Lineage: Eukaryota; Metazoa; Chordata; Actinopteri; Syngnathiformes; Syngnathidae. Gene Ontology annotation, molecular function: protein binding; signaling receptor activity. Gene Ontology annotation, biological process: regulation of cell population proliferation. The transcript has 9 exons. The coding region runs from base 1 to 1038 and encodes 345 amino acids.